Diaporthe citri is the source of this 1833-nucleotide messenger RNA. RefSeq lists its product as uncharacterized. The record is from RefSeq and is a predicted model, not a curated record. NCBI's taxonomy places the organism in Eukaryota, Fungi, Ascomycota, Sordariomycetes, Diaporthales, Diaporthaceae. The transcript has 4 exons. Gene Ontology annotation, molecular function: fatty acid synthase activity. The coding region runs from base 1 to 1833 and encodes 610 amino acids. Gene Ontology annotation, biological process: secondary metabolite biosynthetic process; fatty acid biosynthetic process.
AUGAGCUGGCAGGAGUUCAGGACGCCCCCCUCACGCUGUAACAAGGCCACAGGAGGGGUUCGUGACAUUCCUGGCCUCUGGGAAUUUCUCAGAGAGCAGAAGGAUGUGCAAAUGGAGUUCAAAGAACCUCGAUUCCCUGCCAAGGGGUUUUACCAUCCAGAUGUGGAUCGGCCGGGGACAGCCCUGGCCGGCAGCGGCUUUGUCCUUGAGGAAGACCCUCGCCUGUUUGACCCAGCCUUCUUCGGGAUCACGGACAUCGAAGCAGAAACCAUGGAUGCGUCCCAACGCAAGCUUUUCGAAGUUACGUACGAAACUUUUGAGAAUGCCGGCGAGACCUGGGAAAGCGUCUCGGGGUCCCGUACCGGGGUAUUCGUCGGCGAUUUCGCCUUCGACAAUUACAUAUCACAGACGCGCGACUGGGACUAUUCAGGAAAGCAUUCGGCCACCGGAUCAUUCCCGAACAUGCUGGCCAACCGCAUCCAUUAUGUCUUCAAUCUCAAGGGGCCGAGCGUGCUCCUCAACAGCGUCUGCACAUCUGCCAUGUACGCCCUUCACACGGCCAUCAUCUCCAUGCGCAACGGCGAUUGUGACUCUGCCAUCGUAGCAGGGUCCAACUGGAUCAUGGACCCAAACUCCCAUAUCGCAAUGGGUAAAUUAGGUGCCCUAUCUGCGACUUCAAGAAGUCAUACUUUCGACGAGUCUGCCGACGGCUAUGCUCUCAACGCAAAUGGCCGCACAACUGGGAUUACCAACCCAAGUGGCCCUGCGCAGGAGACUGUUCUUCGGGAAGCGUACAACGACGCCGGGGGGCUCGAUCCUUCGCAGACAAUGCUACUAGAAUGCCACAGAACCGGCACACGCGUUGGCGACCCGAUCGAGGUUGAGGCUGCCGGCAAUGUCUUCGGUCCGCAUAGAUCUGAUUCAUACGAAGACCGCCUGGUAGUCACCUCGGUCAAGACGAAUUUCGGUCACCUUGAGGGUGCAUGCGCCUUUCCAGGCAUCUUGAAGGUUGUAUCAGCCAUCGAGGCUGGCGAGAUACCGCCUAUUCUCGGGUUCAAGUCACCAAACAAGCGUAUCGACUUUGACAAGGCGAAGGCUCGCGUGGUCACAAGCCGAGCCAGUGUGACGUCUGCAGGCUUCGGAGGGACAAAUGGGCAUUGCAUUAUUGACCAUGUUCACAACUACAUCCCGGGCUAUGUCAAACCUGGAGUCAUCCACGACUGCGCCAAGAACGUGAACGGCGUCAUUGGUGUCAAUGGACAUGUCAGUAACGGCACCAAUGGCGUCAACGGACACACACCGAACGGGUUUACCAACGGCACGAUCAACGGCACGAACAAAUCCAACGGCGAUAGCCACCGGAGACAUUUUACAAAGGCUGAUGCAGCCACUCGUCAGCUGGUUCUGCUUCCAUUCUCGGCACAUAACCAGGCCUCCCUCCUAGCCAAUGUGGAUGCGCUGUCCGGGGUUGCACACAAACACUCGCUGGCCGACGUGGCCUACACAUUGUCUGCAAAGCGUUCGCGCUUUUCCCACCGAGCUUAUGCCGUGGUGGAUAAGAGCCAUAUCGGAGAGUCCGGACCCGGUCUGAGCCUGGAGACGAAGGCUUUCUUUUCGUCCCAGGCCUUGCGCGUCGGAUUCGUCUUUACCGGCCAGGGCGCACAAAGGCACGCCAUGGGAGCCGAGCUUUUCGAAUACGGCACAUUCCGGGACACGAUCUCGUUCCUUGACCUCGUUCUCGCCGGGUUGCCACAUCCCGCGCCAUGGAAAAUUGCCGACAUUCUUGCAGGGAGCUGUGAGAGAGAACUGAUCCAGAUACCUGCUGUGUCAUAA